AACCAUCAGAAACUGGAAUGAAAACGAAGUUAUGAAAGCGUUCUGCGUUCAUGUCCACGCAUAUUGUUUGCUGAUCGUAAUUGGCAUAUGAUUUAACCUUCCUGACUGUCAAAAAAUUGUAAAAUGAACAACCUCAAGAGAUAAAUGUACUAACUACUGAUGAGUGAUAUAAAUUUGUAACAAUCCGCAAAAAGAAAAGCUCUCUUUAUCAAAUUAAUGACGUCACAUCACCGACGGGAAUUCGAUUGUAAAACGCCUCUGUUAACACUGCGUAUAAUGCAUCGGUUGUAUCUCCCGUAGCGAAGUCAGACGUAUAUAUAGAUCGGAUCACGACUGCUGCAUUUUCUUAUUGAUGUCAGGAGGUUUAUGAAUGAAAACCCUCUUGUACCUUGCUGUUAAUUAUUGUUAUACGAACCACACGUGAGUCUGUAUAAUGGGAAACCAAGGAAGUAAGAAAUUAGGGAAGCCGUCAGGAAAAUUUGAAAUGGAAGGUGAAGAAGCAAAAAUAUUACAAAGAUUAGAAGAUGCUGAGGAACAAGAAAUCGACUCUUAUGAUAAGUUAAUGGCAUGGCUUCUUGAAAUGGCAUCAAAUGAAGAACACUAUGGACCGGAUAAAGCCACCCAUGUGGAAGAAAUUAAAAAAGCAUGCGCACAAGCCAGAGAAAAACGAACAGCUUGGAGUCAACACUCUGCGUCAUGUGAUUCACAUACUAGUGCAGAAACUUCUCAAAUGAGUCGCUCAGGAAAAUCAGAAGAUUUUGUUGACAUUAAAUCACGGUUAAGCGUCCCUUUUAGUAGUCGUCAGACGACAUUAAGUGAUGAAGAUGAAACUGCAUCUAACGAUGGAAAAUACAGACUUGCCAUCCCAUCUUUGAGCAGACAGGCAACCUCAAGUGAUGACGAAGAAGGCGAUGGAAAACAUCGACUGGUUGUCCCUUUGUCGAGUCGACAGACAACCUUUAGCGAUGAUGAUCACAGAGAUGGAAUGGGAUUGGAUUCGGAAGAUAUUUCAGAGCACACUGUGUUAGUGCCACCAAAGGAGUAUCUAAAACAUCUGGAUCCAAAAGAAGCUCUAACAAGGCGGAGAAAAAAUUUUAGAAUGUCAGGAAAGAAUCCUAUAUUCAGUGCCAGUGUAGGCCAACUUCCGGACAAUAAUGUUAUAGCUUUUAAUUCUGGUCUGUCUAAGAAAUCCGCUAGUAUAGCUGUUAUGAGACAACCAACCUUUGAAAGAGAAGAAAGCAUAGAAUCACCGGCAUGUGAAGAUUUCGAAAAAGUGUUGGAUGACAAAUUACUUGAUCGGAACAUCAAAGACAUACUUCUUUCUGUAGAGGUCUUAUUCAACAACAAGUGAUUCACUCAGAGAGCACCUGCAGGAGAAGUACUACAUGGUUUCCACAAGCCUGUAUGGAAACAAAACAUUUCAAUCUGCCGAUGAAAGAAACAUCCGUUUCUGAUAUUUCUUGAUAUAGAAAGGAUGAGCGAGCAAAGUUGUUUUUGUAGCAAAAGAAAAUGAUUACCGAAUUUGGUGCUUGUUCGUUGUCAUACUUGACAAAGGCCGUGUACAAAAUCAGGAAAUGUUAUUGUUGGAAAAGAUGGGACCCAAUCAAUUACAAACAUUCCACGUGGAAGGAUAUGUGUGUCAAAUGAACUUACAUAUUUGUCAACCUGAGAAAGGAAGGUGUUUAUUAUAUUGUGCUUUGAAUUAUUGCUUUAAGCAAUAUAUUUUAUGUUUUUUUUUAAUUUUUGUUUUAUAUAUAUAUAAUGGCAUGAGAUGUUUCAAUUAAAAUGUCGUUUUUACUCUAAUUUAAACUGUGUAAAAUUUGUAUUAUGAAUAAAUUUGUUUACAAAUUUUGAAGCAAAUAAAACGCUUGUAUGAAUACUAGAAAUGGAACUUUGAAAAAUUUGGUACAGUGAACAAAAGUAUAUAUAUGCUAUGUACUUUAAUGUAUUGAUUUUCUGCGACUUUUUAAACUAGUGGUUGUACUUUGAUUUUUCACUGAUAUUUUGGUGCUUUGAAUUGUUAUGAUGCGUUGAAUAAUUUUUUGGGUUGGAUUAUGAUAAGUAUAGCAUUGAUACUGGUAUCUUGGAUGUUAAAUUUGAAAUUAAGGUUUCGCCAAAGGUCAACAUGUCCAAAAAUUUAUUUUUACAAUAACUCCAAAACUAUGUGAGGUAUAAAGUUAAAACUUUUACAGUUUAUAAAUGUUUCAUUGAUUAACAGAUAGAAAGUAUCACUUGAUAAAAAAUACUUGGAAAAAAUAUUUAAAUUGAGAAAAAAAUCUUUUUAAAAAUGCAUGUAUUUUCAGAAAAUCCACUGAAUUAAUUCCGUGCUUUUAGUGGAAACCAUCACUGCAGAAACAAAAUAUGUUUAUCAAUGAAGAGCUAGUUGGACUUGGAUAGCCUCUGGAAAGAUAUUUUCCCUGUUUAUUUUGUCCAAAUGUUAAGACUUGAAAGCGAAAGUACAUUGCAAAAGGCGGGUUCUACAGGGGUCUUGUCUUUAUACAUGUCAUGCUUUCAAUAACAGCCUUUCAGAGACCAUUCACAUCCAACUUGCCCUUUAAUGAUAAACAUAUAUUAUUUCUGCAAUGAUGGUUUUCACAAAAAGGACAGAAUUAAGCAGGUGAAUUUCUCUUAAAAUAUGCACAUUUUCUGAUAAAAUUUUUCUAAAAAAAUAUCUUUUUUAAAAUACUUGUUAUCAAGUGAUACUUUUUAUCUAUUAAUCGAUAAUAUAUUUAUAAACUGUAA
This is a messenger RNA of Saccostrea cuccullata (small rock oyster), 2742 nucleotides long. RefSeq lists its product as uncharacterized. The record is from RefSeq and is a predicted model, not a curated record. The transcript has 2 exons. NCBI's taxonomy places the organism in Eukaryota, Metazoa, Mollusca, Bivalvia, Ostreida, Ostreidae. Bases 434 to 1351 code for a protein of 305 amino acids.